Molecule: messenger RNA, 2224 nt
Organism: Hyalella azteca
Lineage: Eukaryota; Metazoa; Arthropoda; Malacostraca; Amphipoda; Hyalellidae
Exons: 2
Coding region: 70-1698 (542 amino acids)
Cellular component (GO): chitin-based extracellular matrix
Molecular function (GO): structural constituent of chitin-based larval cuticle
Source: RefSeq, a predicted model, not a curated record
GACGUUGCUGGAGUGAGGGUUACGCUACGUCAACACAAGACAGAAACAUAAGAGAGCCGUCGAUUCGACAUGAUUCGCUCGGUUGCUGUGUCGCUGGUGCUGACGGUGGCCUGCUGCGCUGCGCAGACGCUAGUCCGCUUUGCACCGUCCGUGGGAUAUGCUGGUGACAACACUCCUGUCGCUGCUGGCUUUGCCUAUGCCUUCCGAGCUCCUGCUGUCUUCAAGAGAGCAAAGUCGUUCGAUGUUCGACCUAUUCUUCCCACUGACGAGUCAAAAUAUCUAAGCCAGUCUUUCGACUCACAGCAUCAAAAUACCAUCGUGCCUGUUUUCCAUUCUAAAGUAUCUAAACGCGAACAGGUCAAAAUUCCAGUCUACCAGGAGGUGAUCGUUCCUGAAGAAUUGAAGACUCAAUACCACAGCCAGGAUGAGCUAGGUCAGUACGCCUAUGGUUACGUCCAUAACGACGCCUCCCAUCACGAGGAACGAACUGUGAAUGGAGGAGUGACUGGUACUUACUCGUACUACGACGAUCUUGGUCACAAACAGUCGGCCAAAUAUGUAGCUGAUAGAAAUGGGUUCAGAGUGGUAGCAACAAAUCUGAACAAUUACCAGCCUGAACCUGUGUUGCAAACACCGGAGGUUUUGGCGGCCACGAGAGCUCACCUACAGGCAGUCAAGAAGGAGAAGUCAAGAAAACUUUUAGGUAAAUACAUUCAUGUUGGUAUCAGUGAUACUCCUGAGGUGGCUGCUGCUCGAGAAGCACAUUUGCGAGCUUACGAUGAGAUCAAGCGGGCUCACCAGAAGCGAUCGAAGCGAAGCCCUCACGGAUCUUACGGUGCGCGGCAAACGUACUCACAUUCCCAAUUUGGAGGACCAGGUUUCGGUCACCAGCACUUUGUGCCCGUAACUCCAACCCCGGCGGUAAAAGCAGCGACUCACGCACACCUUGAAGCUGCCAAGGCAGCUCAUGUUUACGGCGUUCACGCGGGUAUUCCCGACACUCCAGCCGUUGCCGCGGCAAGGGAGGCGCAUCUAUACGCUUAUAAGAAAAUUCAGGCUGAACACGCUAAAAGAUGGAAGAGGAAUGCGCAUCAGCCGCAUGCCUAUCAGCUAGGUCCUCAGCCGUACCAGGCGCAGUACGAUCAUUAUUCCCUUCAAAAGCAGUAUGCGUCUAACGCCGAUAACAUCCACCUUCCUGUCACUCCAACUCCUGAGGUGCAAGCAGCGACCUUCGAACAUUUGAAAGCUUUAAGUGCCUCCCAAAAAUACGGUGGCAAUGUCCAUGUAGGAAUCCCUGACACUCCUGAAGUUACGGCCGCCAAACAAGCUCAUCAUUACGCUUAUCAGAAAAUUCAAGCCGACCAUCUCAAAAGAUGGAAACGAGAAGCGCACAGGGGAUUUAACCAUAACUGGCAGUCCAAUGCCUAUCAUUCACACACCCCACAACAAUAUCAUGACUACCAAGGUAAUUCUCAAUUCCAGUUCGCAUCCAGUGCACACAACAUUCACGUUCCCGUUACUCCGACUCCUGAGGUGCAAGCCGCAACUUACGAUCAUCUACAAGCUCUAGGCGCUGCCCACAAAUAUGGUGGUAACGUCCAUGUAGGAAUACCAGACACUCCUGAGGUUGCAGCGGCCAGAGACGCCCAUUUAUACGCAUACCAGAAGAUCAAAGCUGAUCAUGCUACGCGUUGGUAGAGAAGUGAUGACAUGCAGUACCAGUAGGUACAAUAGCUUAGCUACAACAUUUCUAUUCUGUAAACCAAGGACCACAAGCUUACCUUUCUCACUCAGCAUAUGAACAGGCAUCUGGUCCACAUAACCUUAUCUUACCAGUAGCACACACUCCUGUAUUCCAAGCAGCAACUUUCCAUCAUUAAUCUCUUAGAGCAGCUCAUUAGUACGGCGGCGAUGCAUAUGUGGGUAUCCGUGAUACACCUGAAGUUACGGCCACACGAAGUGCACUUCUGCAAACCUAUUUUGUUUAUAGCUCAGGACUAUGCUAAACGAUGGUCCUUGCUUGCCGAAUAUUAAAAAUAUUGGUCUAUUAAUCAUGAUGUUGUACGUUUCAUGGCAUGUCAUAAUUGAGCCCUAAUUCAAUUAUAAUUUAAUGAAAAAUAUAAGUUUUUUUAUAAAACUUCAAACAUGCCUAUUUACGAUGUUUUCGAAAAGUGUUUACUCCUGCUCUAGCUAUUGAUAAAACGAAAUGAACUUAAUAAAAUUU